Messenger RNA from Pygocentrus nattereri (red-bellied piranha), 1599 nucleotides. RefSeq names its product E3 ubiquitin-protein ligase TRIM39-like. Gene Ontology annotation, molecular function: zinc ion binding; protein binding. Bases 106 to 1497 code for a protein of 463 amino acids. The transcript is spliced from 6 exons. NCBI's taxonomy places the organism in Eukaryota, Metazoa, Chordata, Actinopteri, Characiformes, Serrasalmidae. The record is from RefSeq and is a predicted model, not a curated record.
AAAGUGACUGCCCUCUGUUAGUUUAUUCCAACCUCUGUCACUUCAACAUCUGAGGAACAGAGGCUGCUAUGACUUUGUGAGGUUUUGCAAGGUUAAACUUAAUCCAUGGCCUCUCUCUUUGAGGAGAAUCUCUGUUGUCCUGUAUGUCGUGAUGUCUUCAGGGAUCCUGUGCUGCUCAUGUGCUCUCACAGCUUCUGCAGAGCCUGUCUGGAGCAGUACUGGCAGCACACCAAUCUGCAGACAUGUCCACUCUGCAGAUCAAGUAGCUCUGUGGAGAAUCCUCCUUGUAAUCUCACUUUGAAGAACCUGUGUGAGGCUUUCAUACAAGAGAGAUUCCACAGAACUUCAGCAUGCAGUGAACUGCUCUGUGGACUACACGGAAAGAAGCUCAUGCACUACUGCCUGGAGGACAAACAGACGGUGUGUGAGGAGUGUAAAUCUACGGUUCACACCAACCACUGCUUAAAACUACUGGAUGAAGCAGCACCAGAUCUAAAGUUGGACCUAAAAAGAAAACUAGAGCCACUAAAGGACAAACUAGAGCAGUUUAGAAUGGUUAAACACAUAUGUGCCCAAACAGAAGAGCAUAUUAAGACCCAAGCCCAGCAUACAGUGGCUCUGAUAAAGAAGGAGUUUGAAAAGCUUCACCAGUUUCUUUGGGAGGAAGAGGCAGCCAGGAUAGCUGCACUGAGGAAGGAGGAGGUGCAGAAGAGUCAGACAAUGAAGAAAAAGAUUGCACAGAUAAACCGAGGCAUUUUAUCUCUCUCAGACAAAGUCACAGCCAUGGAGGAGCAGCUAGAAGAAAACAGUAUCUCAUUUUUGCAGAACUACAAAGUCACUGUGGAAAGAGCUCAGGGUAAACUGAAGGAUCCAGAGAUCCUCUCUGGAUCGCUGGUUGACGUAGCAAAGCACCUGGGCAACCUGACAUUCAAAGUUUGGGAGAAGAUGCAGAGCAUUAUUCAAUACUCUCCUGUCAUUCUUGACCCCAACACUGCUCACCCCUGUCUGCACCUGUCUGAUGAUCUGACUGCAAUGACACUUUGUAGCCGUGAUACAGAGCGUCCAUCUAAUCCGGAGAGAUUUGACGACUAUGUUAGUGUGCUGGGCUCUGAGGGCUUUGACUCAGGAGCUCACUCCUGGGAUGUUGAGGUUGGAGACAGCUCAGCGUGGGCUGUGGGGGUGAUCUCAGAGUCAGUGUUCAAGCACAGAGAGAACCUCUCCAAGCAUGGCUUAUGGCAUGUGGGCUACUACAAGGGUGAAUAUGGGAAAGGCCUGUCGGAGAUGCUUACACCUUUCAGACUGAAGCAAAAACUGCAGAGGAUCAGAGUGAAGCUGGACUGGGACAAAGGACACGUGUCCUUCUUCAAUCCUGAUGACAACACACAUGUGCACACCUUCACAGACACAUUCACUGAACCAGUCUAUCCAUAUCUGUACAAUGCCUGUCCUGCUCAGGCUUUGACGAUAUUAACUGUACAGGCCUCAGUCAGUGAAUAGUGCAGGAUAUGAGAUCUGCCCUGAGUGGAAUGCAUAUUUUGUAUAUUAUGUGUACAACCCCAAUUCCAAUGAAGUUGGGACAUUGUGUAAAACAUAAAUAAA